Messenger RNA from Striga hermonthica, 1113 nucleotides. NCBI's taxonomy places the organism in Eukaryota, Viridiplantae, Streptophyta, Magnoliopsida, Lamiales, Orobanchaceae. The record is from the annotation of a GenBank genome assembly.
AUGGAUUUAAAAUUAAAAAGUAAUUCAUGGGCUGGGAACAUAUUCCACCAGUUUGAGUCCAUUUGUCAGGAUGUCGACGAAUUUAUGACCAAGGACACCGUUAGAUUUGUCGAGGGCCAGGUGCAAAGUGUCAGUGUAAGUGUAAAAAAGUUUUAUUCUAAUGUGGUGCAAGAUAUACUUCCUUCUUCUGCGGACAGCUCAGAACAUGAAUCACAACCAGCAAAUAGUGAACAGGCUGAGAUUUGGGAUUAUGUGAAAUCUGACAGCGGCAUAAAAACGAACUCCACUAUUGUUAGUGAAAAGCGAUUAUCUGAGAAUCAGAGUCCCACUGAUCCUACAAUGAUUUCAACAUUGGAGGCUACCGAUUCUAGUUCAGACAAUGAGAUGCUUUCAGGAACAUAUGGUGAAGAUGGUAAGAGUUUAAUUCCUAUGAGGCACGAAGAAGAUUUGUUGAUAACUAAAGAAAUGGAAAAAAUGGCUUUUGGCGAUGGGGAAGGAAAUAAGGGCUAUUCAGAAGAUCCGGAGUGUCUUUUAAAUACGUCAAGCAGUGAUUUGUUAUUCGAGAGUGAUUUGUUAUUUGACGAAAACAAAUGUUUAUCUGAUCCGGAAGUAAAAGAAGGGUUCGUUCGUGAUAUUUCAUUUAAAGAUGAGAGCUUUGAUGUUUUAAGCUCAGCCCAACCACAUGAAUGUGAAUUUGCUGAUAUUUCUUAUGAUGAAACGGGUUCGAAUUCUUCUUCUUGUUACACCUCACCAAAAUGUUCAGAUAUAUUGGACUCUUCAUCUGAGGAUUUUUUGGAGAAAGCUGAAAAUCUAGACGCGUCUCGUGUCGAGUGUAAUGGCUCUGCUUAUAGUGUCACGAGCCCGUCUUCCAAUAAUGCCGAUUGUGGAACUAGGGCAGUGGAUGAGCUUUCAGAUUUCUUAACAUUUAAUUCCAAUGGAAACAUGGAUAAAUUUGUUGCUGGUAUUGGCGAUCAUAAUAUGGAAACUAUUGAUAUUUCACCUGGCUUGAAGCAUGAUGAAGCAAGAGUGAUUUCCAGUCGUAUAUUAAGCCAUGCUGGCACACAUGGAAGACGAGAUUUCAGAUAUUAUAAGGUAGUAUCUCUCAUUCGAUGA